AAUGUGCAAGACACUUGGGUCUCUAGAGUAAAGCUGGAUCAGUGACUGGUGUAGCAAUCAAUGCAUACCCUGAUGAUGUGGAGGGCUCUCAUCUUUCUAAUUCUUACAUUCUCAUCAGGAGCACUUUCACAAUCAAAAACACGCAUUGCACAUUAUCGUUCAUGGAAUUCACAGAUGUAUCCAGUUUGGAGAGACGGAGAUCCCAGAUACAGAGACUGUUGGAAAGGUGGAGAGGUGACAUUUGAAGUCAGAAGUGAUUCUCCUACACUGACAGGAGCCAAAGCUACUUUCAACAUUGAUGUUGGCUUCCCUCAGAACCAGACAGUACUUCCUGAUGGACAGGUGGUGUGGGCAAGAAACUGUACAAUUAAUGGAACAUCCUAUACUAUGGGCCAGACUGUAUACCCUGAGUCCAACAUCCCUCAAGAAUGGACAGGUGUCUUUCCUGACAGGACACCCUUCACUAAGGUCUCUAACAAAAAGCCCCACUUCAUCUAUGUAUGGAAAACAUGGGGAAAAUAUUGGCAGGUGGCUGAUGGUCCUUCCUCUCUACUGACCAUUGAAACAGACAAUAUGCCUCUUGGUUCUUACACAAUGGAUAUAGUAAUUUAUCACUGCCGUGGCAAAGACAAGUUUGUUCCCCUUGGUUAUGCAUCUACCCAGUUCUCCAUCACUGACCAGAUUCCUUUUACAGUGACAUUAUCUCAGGUUGGUGACAUCAAUCAGGGUGACCAAAGCUUUAUCCAGAACAGAGCUGUGUCCUUUGGCAUUAAUUUGCAUGACCCUAUCCAUUAUCUCAGUGGGUCAGACAUCACCUUCAACUGGGAUUUUGGUGACAAUAGUGGAACUCUCAUUUCCCGGGAAACUACUGUUACCCACACAUACCUUACAACUGGUUCCUUCAGGCCACAGGUGGUUUUGAUGGCAACAAUCUCAACUGGUUGUCAGCUCAGUCCAACUCCAGCAGCCACUGUUGUACCUCCUGUUCCUGUCACAGAUGAAACUACAGCAGUGGAAAACAUUGUGCUGACUGUUUCUCCUCAGUCGGUUGAUGUUGCGCCCACGGCAGAGGAAGGAGUUGCAGCUGAUGUCACUGUCGUUGCCAAUGACUUGGCAGUGUCAGCAAUUGACACAGAAGCAGAAUUAGAUAAUACUGGCCAGGAGGUGCCCACUGUUGCUGGAGACACAGCUGUGGCUGAAGCUGACAAUACUGCUGCAGUUAUGUUAGCCACACCUACGGUUGUUGAGGCUGAACCUGCGACAGAAGUUCCUGUGGCUGACAUGGCCCCAGAAGGAGACGAGAUUAUAAUCAAUCUGGCAGCCACAGUACUCCCAGAACCCCCUGAAUUAUCUGUUCGGACAGUUAUAGAAACAGUAGCACCAACUGGUGAUGCAGUAAUCAUUAUCACCUCUGAGGCAGUGGUCACAGAUAUUGUAGCAUCUGUUUUACCUGCAAUAGAAGACAUAGAAGCAGUUAAUGAGACUGUUGCUGGGGUCAACGAGGCAACCGAAACCAUCACUGGCUUAACUAGCAUAUCUGAGGCAACAGUGAGUGAAUUAGAAGCUGAAGCAACCCAGGCCGCUCUAGUCAUUGCAAAGCGGCAAGCACCAGAAAUGCCAGCAGAAACAAACUGUAUGAUUUAUCGUUAUGGCUCCUUCUCUACAACUCUUACAGUAGUCCAGGGAAUAGAGAGUGUUGAGAUUGUGGAGGUAAAUAAUGUGGUCAUUCUGGCCACAGAGCUGGAGCAGAAUGCUGUAGAUCUUACAGUCACAUGCCAGGGAAGCCUGCCAAAUCAAGUCUGCACUGUGGUAUCUGAUGCAGACUGCACAAGCACUGUUCAGGCCCUACAGUGUAAUGCUGUGACUCCAACCUCUGAGUGUCAGAUGGUGCUGCGACAAUUUUUCAACAACUCUGGCACGUUCUGUAUCAACGUCUCUCUAACCAAUGAUGUCAGCUUGGCAGUAACCAGUGCAAAGCUCAGCGUGGCUAUAGACACAAAUUCAUCAAGGAACAUGGCUGGAGCAACACUGGGAGUCCUGGUUUUUAUUUGUGCUGUGGGGGCCAUUGCAUUUACAUACAAGCGAUUUAAGGAGUACCAUCCACUGAGAGAUUAUAAUGCAAGCAGCAGUUACAGCUCUGGAAGAAGAUCAGUGCCUUUAAUGCUGUGGAACCUUCUGAGCCGGAGAUCCACUGCAGAGAGCCGCCCCCUCCUGCUUGGGCGAGUGGUGUGAAAAGCUGUCCACUUCUGCUUUAAGGCAUAUUGCAUAGUCUGUACAAUCUCUCAAUAAUUAAAUAAUAAUUCAAUAUGUACAAUGAGGGCCUCAUUGUACUGUAAUAACAAAAUGUCAUACGUAAUAUGCCUUACAUUAUCUAAAUGAUGUUUUAUUGUAUGUGGCAGUUGCUGAAUAAUUGAGUAUAUUGUGUGUCAUCAUAAAAAGUUGCAGAUAUUUCCUGUCAGUGGUUAGGUUUUCUUGGGUUGCAAUAAUCUGACUUUUUCUCCUUCGGUUAUUUGUUUUGUCCCUAGGUGUCAAUCUAGAGAUAUAGGGUUGUAACUUUAACUAUGAAAGAUAUAGUGCAGUGCACAGGACAAUGCAAAUUGGUGAAAAACCAAGCAGUUUACUUACAUUAUUUACAGAAGGUGGGAAUAAAAAGUACAAAAGGGGUACAAAAUGUAAAAGAAAAAACUAAUCUACACUCUUUAACAAAAAUCAAAGUACAGUGGGUGGCACUCACCCCUUACCUAACAUUUAUGUGGAUCUGUUAUGUGAAGCAUCUUCAGUUAUGUAAAUCUAAUCAUUCUAUAAGCAACCCAAGUAAACUGCUUGAUAGGAAUAUUGUCUUAUUUAAAAUCAUCAGAUAAUAGUCAGGUUAUUACAGACCACAAAAACAUUGUCAGCUGUUCUUCAAAUAAUCUAUUUAACUAAAAGCAAAUGUUUCAAGAAAAGCCUUGCACCUUUUCAACAUUUAUGCAACAUUAAGAAGCUUUAUGAAGUAAAUUUAUAUUUACAUUAAACUACGAUGUAAAUUUAUAUUAGUGUUUAACCAUCAAUAAUUAAAAAUAUUAUGUAUUUUCCCCAUUUACCUUUGCAGAACUACCUUUCCUUUAUUAUAAUAUAAUUUUAUUUUAUGUUAAUUUUAUUAUUUAGAGCAGUGCUUCUCAAACCUGUCUAAACCCCCCACCACUGCACAUUUUGGAUGUCUUCCUCAUCUAACACACCUCAUUCAACUCAUCAUCUAAGUAGAGCUUGCAAAACCCCAAAUGGGUUUGUCUGAUAUGUGAAACAUGCUAAAUGUGCAGUGGUGGGGGAUCUUCAGGACAAGCUUGUGAAGCACUGAUUUAAAGCCUCAACUUUUUUUAACAAACGAUGUGUUAAUUUGAUAUCUACUCAAAAGGUCUGAUGUUUUAUUUAUAAAUAAUAAUAGCCAUACUAAUGACUUAUUACCCCUAAAUAAAAACAUCUCCUGACUCUU
This is a messenger RNA of Sinocyclocheilus anshuiensis, 3472 nucleotides long. RefSeq names its product melanocyte protein PMEL-like. Gene Ontology annotation, cellular component: plasma membrane; melanosome. The transcript is spliced from 12 exons. The record is from RefSeq and is a predicted model, not a curated record. NCBI's taxonomy places the organism in Eukaryota, Metazoa, Chordata, Actinopteri, Cypriniformes, Cyprinidae. Gene Ontology annotation, biological process: melanosome organization. The coding region runs from base 61 to 2232 and encodes 723 amino acids.